AUGUGCGCGCCGCUGCUGCUUUUGCCGCUCCUCCACGCCGCGCCCCUGCCGUGGUCGGAGCCGUCGUCGUGGGCCUCGGGCGCCGUGCCCACCGCCGACGAGUGCGUCACCAUCCCUGCGGGCGUGCAUGUUGCCCUCAGCGGGGCGACGGCCGCGCUGGCGGGCCUGCACAUCCUGGGCACGCUCUCGUUUGUCGACGGCGGCAGCGAGGCGGUGGAGCUCACGUCCAACGUGAUCGAGGUUUCGGGCACGGGCCGCCUCGAGGUUGGCAGCGUUGACGCGCCCUUUUUGGGGACGGCCACGAUCACGCUGGACGACAACAACUCGUCCGAGUGCGGGCUGACCUUUCGCUUCCUCACGCUGCUCGCGCGCGAGAAUGCGACGCUCUCGCUGCACGGCGCGCCGUAUGCGCCGUCGUGGACGCAGCUCGCGAGCACGGCGGUCAACGCGUCGCAGCAGCUCUCGUUCGCGGACGCGGUGAACUGGCCGGCGGGCGCCGAGGUGGUGGUCGCGUCGAGCGACUACGACCCGCACCAGGCGGAGACGGCGACGCUGGCGGCGUCGCUCUUUGGGACGACCGAGGCGUCGCUCAUGGCGCCGCUGGGCCACGAGCACUUUGCAGCCGUCGUGGGGGCAGAGCACGACCCGACGGGCGCCGGCGGCGGCGUCGACAUGCGGGCCGAGGUGGGGCUGCUGACGCGCUCGGUGGUCGUGCGCGGCGUGCCUCGCAUCGAUCCGGGGCGGUACAACGAGGCCGAGUGGAACUUCAACGAAGGCGACGGCGAGUGCACGAUCAGUGGUCACGUCAUCCUGCUCGACGGCGCGCCGACCGCCGAGCUGUCGUGGGUGGGCUUCGAGUCCCUGGGCGACGAGGGGCAGCUGGGGCGGUACCCGCUGCACUUUCACCUGCUCGGCGAGGAGGGCAGCCGCUCGUACGCGCUCGGCUCGACGCUGGACGAGGACACCAAGCCGCUCGAGCUGCGCGACGGCUACGCGCUCAUCGGACGCAAGGGUACCGGCGCCGCCACGGGCGUUGCGCUCGCCGAGGGGCUGGGCAGGCGCGCCGACGGCGGCAACGCGGGCAACUACGCCUAUUUCUACGCCACCGCCACCUCGGGCGGCAGCUAUGCAGAGCUGACGGACGUGAGCGCGACGCGCGGCCUAACUGUUGCCGUCCUCAACCCCGCCUUCCAGCUGAUCGAAAGCUAUACGUUUGACACGUUUGACGACGACGACGACGACGUGCAGAACAUGGUCGAGUACAUCGGAGGCCUGCCGGACCGCAGCAGCCUUGCAUCGUCCUUUGUCCUCGUGGGCGCCAAGGACGAGGCGUCCAGCAGCCUGACGACCGCCGCCUACUCGACCCUCGCGUCGGUGCUCGGAGCGACGGUCACUGCCGACACGCUGUGCUACCGGUGCUCUUACGCGCUCGUCUCUCGUCUCGGUGGUGGCGGCGGCGAGGGAGGCGAGCUGCUCAUGGAGCUGGUCGGCAACGACACGCUCGCAGUCAGCGCGGGCAAGCUCGCGGGAAACUACGCCCGAUUCUACGUCCACGGCGCGCAGCUCACGGGCGUGAGCAAUGGGCGCGGCCUCAACAUCGUCCUCGUGAGCGGCACGACGUUUGAAGUCGUCGAGCACGCGUGGUUUGACACCUUUACGUCGUCGGACGAGGCCGAUGUCAUGGUGAGCUACCUCGAGGCCCUGAGCUGUCCGUCGUGCUACGUCCUCGUCGGCGCCAAGGACGAGGCGUCCAGCAGCCUGACGUCCGCCGCCUACUCGGCCCUCGCGUCGGUGCUCGGGGCGACGGUCACUGCAGACACGCUGUGCUACCGGUGCUCCUACGCGCUCGUCUCUCGCCUCGGUGGCGAGCUGCUUGCCGAGGAGGUGGGCGCCGACACUUCGGAGGCGACGUCGUGGUGCGCCAAGAAGCUCAAGAAGAGCCUGUGCCACAACAAUAUGGACGACAAGAAGGGCAAGAAGUGGUGCAAAAAGAAGCUGAAGAAUGUCAAGGGGUUUUGCACGAAGGCCAAGCACGCCAAGAAGGCGAGGCGCUGCGAGAAACGCUGCUCCUUGUGUCGUUGA
Messenger RNA from Emiliania huxleyi CCMP1516, 2082 nucleotides. RefSeq lists its product as hypothetical. NCBI's taxonomy places the organism in Eukaryota, Haptophyta, Isochrysidales, Noelaerhabdaceae. Bases 1 to 2082 code for a protein of 693 amino acids. The transcript is spliced from 6 exons. The record is from RefSeq and is a predicted model, not a curated record.